AUGUCACGUUUUACUCACGUAGUACAAGCUUAUUCUGUUCUUUUCUUGGUAUGGACAUAUGUUCCUCAACGCUGGUUACAUGCACUUGGGAUUUUUUACUACCCUAGCAGGUAUUGGGCGUUGGCAGUGCCAGCUUACACUAUGGUGACUAUAGUCUUAUCAUUAUCUUUUUACAUCGGCCUCAAUUUCAUGUCGACUACAUCAACUUCCUUAAAUACAAUGUUUGAUGAAUUCAGCAGAGAACCUUCAAAUCCUGUUUCUUUAGCGGAGGGAGGUGAGCAGCCAAUUGAACCCAUCUCUGAUAUUGGCAUCCACAAAACUAAUGUUCUCAUGUUUAAUAAUGGAAAAUGA
This is a messenger RNA of Pistacia vera, 351 nucleotides long. Its product is annotated as phosphatidylinositol N-acetylglucosaminyltransferase subunit P-like. The transcript has 4 exons. The record is from RefSeq and is a predicted model, not a curated record. Bases 1 to 351 code for a protein of 116 amino acids. Lineage: Eukaryota; Viridiplantae; Streptophyta; Magnoliopsida; Sapindales; Anacardiaceae.